This is a messenger RNA of Trichoderma citrinoviride, 579 nucleotides long. RefSeq names its product Maf/Ham1. Lineage: Eukaryota; Fungi; Ascomycota; Sordariomycetes; Hypocreales; Hypocreaceae. The record is from RefSeq and is a predicted model, not a curated record. Gene Ontology annotation, biological process: thiamine metabolic process. The transcript is spliced from 2 exons. Gene Ontology annotation, molecular function: ribonucleoside triphosphate phosphatase activity. The coding region runs from base 1 to 579 and encodes 192 amino acids.
AUGACAGACCAGGUCAGCCGAGUGGUUGUUGCCUCGCGCAACCCCGUCAAAAUUUCAGCCGCAAGGGAGGCCUUUCAGGGCAUGUUUCCGUCCGCAGAAUUCUCCUUCACUGGUCUCAGCGUCCCCUCCGGCGUUGCUGACCAGCCCAUGACGGAUGGAGAAACCCUGCAGGGCGCCAGAAACCGAGCCCAAAACGCCCGCGAUGCAGAGCCCCAGGCAGAGUACUGGGUUGGCAUUGAGGGCGGCGUGGACGACAGCGGAGGCUCCAUGGAGACGUUUGCCUGGGUCGUUGUGCUGGGCAGAGCGAAGACGACAUGCUCAAGGGACGUCGAACGCAUGGGAAGAGCUCGAACGGCGGCCUUUUUCCAGCCAGAGGAGGUAGCCAGGCUGGUGCGUGGCGGCAUGGAGUUGGGACCGGCGGGCGAUCAGGUGUUUGGAAGCGAGAAUUCGAGAUUGCAUUCGGGAUCAAUCGGACUGCUGACUGGAGACUUGAUCAACCGGUCUGCCUAUUAUGUGCCGGCGGUGAUUGGAGCGUUGAUACCGUUCAGGAACUUGACGCUGACCUUUGCCGCCUUCUAA